AUGUUUGUUUUUUUUCGCGCACUGAAUUUUCGGCAGGCGUACGACUACAAGCGACGGAUCGACUUGAUCGAGGCGAGCAUGGACAGGCUACCCCGGGGGCUCAGGGCGAAGCUUCGGUCCUCGGCGACGGGCAUGAAGAGCCCCGAGUGGGAUCGUCACGACAGGCUGGUGGCCCAGCUCUCGGCGGACCAAGACGCCGCCGCCGCCGCCGCCGCCGCUGCCGCCCAGGCGUCCUCCCUCCCCGGCAUGGCGUCGCGGGGCCGCUCACAGUCCCGAGGCUCGAGGUCCGCGUCGGCGAACGCCAACGACGAGAGCUCCCGCAGCCGUAGCCGGAGCUUCAACCUUCCGCUUCGAGGGUGGGGUAAGGGUGGCGGCGGCGGCGGCGGCGGAGUGCACGUCCCCGACGCGUACCGCAUCGAACGCGCGGACACGGACACCUACCGCAACAGCCGCGUGGACACGGACAUCGAGGAGGAGAGCAUACGCGCCAUCAGCGAGGGCAGCCGGCACCAGAGCAGCGGGGGGACCCCCAGCCGCGGCGGUGCGGAGGGGGAGGAGGAGGAAGAGGUAGGGGAACGGCCGGGUCGCAACAAGAGCUUCUUCGUCGGCUUGGGCAGGUGGGGACCCGGUCGCAGGCGGAGCGCGUCGACGCAGGAGCUUUCGUCGCCCGUCGCCGGCGGCGGCGGCGGCGGUGUCGAGAAGCGGAGGCGGAACUCUUCCUCCGCAGCGGCGGCGGCGGCGACUGCUGCCAACACCCGGCGAAACAGUCUCUUCUCCUCCUUCACCGGGGAGCGGCCGUCGGUAGCACCGUCGGUAGACCCGUCUCCAGACAACAACAACCAGGGGGCGGCGCGGAGGUUCGGAAAGAAGUCGCCGGGCGCCGGCAAGCGGAAGGGCCUGCUCAAGAGCCAGACCAUGGUGGACGUCCCCGCCACCGGACUUAGGAGCCCCCCGCCACCGGAGCCGCUCAGGUCCGCGAAAGGUUCGGGCGGGAAGAAAGCUUGGGGCCGCACCAGCCGGGCGACCACGGCGGCGACGGUGGACGUCGAGGACGACCUCGAGCCGCGGCAGCAGCGCGCCAAGUCCACGAGCGGCGGCGGCCGCCCGCCAACGACAACGCGCGACAAGCGGGCGAGCCCGGACGCCCGGUCGGGCCCCGGCCGGACCAGGUGGGGGCGAGGGAGACAGUCGUCAUCGCGCACCCUCGGCACGGGCUUGUCCAGCAAGUCGACGCCCGACCCCGUCGUCCAGGGGAGGACAGGCCGCUUGCGGCGACAGACGGCAUCGCCGACGCCGGUCGAGGGCCUGGGUACCUCCAGCUCCUCCAAGUCCUCGUCACGCAGCGAGAAGGCGAAGAAGAGCACCACCGGGAGGGACCGGGAACACCCCGCUCGGGAAGACGCCGCGUCGGCGGAGCGGGUGGCGACACUGCUGAAGGCCGAGGAAGAUGCAGAAGCGCGUCGCCAGUUAGAGCACAGGAUCAUCACCCUUGAGAUGAAGCUGCUCGUCAAAGACCUCGUGGACACGGCCUGCGUGCGGGCGGCGGAGAGGACCAGCGAGAGGUCCAGCGAACGGUCCAGCACGCGAUCCAACCAAUCGUCCCUGAAGUGGACGCCGCUGUCCGUGUCUUCUUCGGUCGCUCCGGCGCCUCUUCCGCGGCUGUCCGCGACGGCCGUGCAAGCGGAGCGGCAAUCGUUCUUCGGAAACUUCUGGAACGCCGGCGGCGGCAAGGACGGCGGCGACAUUUCCAACGGCGACGGGGGCCUAGGCGGCGGCCAGGGAAUCGGCGGGGGCCAGACCGGCGGCGGCAUCGCCGGCCACUGGGGCGGGUUCGACAGGGACGGGGCGAGGCAGCAGCGUAACCGCUCCGCUGCCGCCGCUGUCAGCUCCAACGGGAUUGAUAUCGAUUCGAAGGCGGUCUGGAAGCCGGACGGGACUCGAUAUCUCGCGUCUGCGCGGAACCAGGGCCGCAGGGGUGACGACGAAUGGAACGAGGAUGGGGGCGAGAAGAAGAAGAAGGAGGAGGUGGAGGUGGACGAAGAGGAAGAAGGUUUUUUCCAGGCCCUCCGCAGGAAGCUUUUCGAAGGCGACAAGACGUCGUACAGGACCACAAGUCGUGCGGCGAGCGGCGGCUGGCGGCGGGUGCUACGGCUGAGCGAGGUGAAGACAGCGAAUGCUGCCGUUUCGCUCGACCACCUAGCCGACGCCGGUGAAGCAGACGGCAGCGCCGGUCGCUGCCGUAGGCGCUGGCGCUACCGGCGGUAGCGGUAGCGGAAGCGGCAGCCGCCCGGCCAGGCGAAACUCGACGCCGACCGGAACAAACGACUCGCGACCAUCAAGAAGCAAGUCGAUGGCUGCAGCAGCGGUGGCGGGCCCAGGAAAGCAGCGUUCCUCCCGCGCCAUCAUGAUCCUCCCCCCGCCCAAGCUGGCCGAGAGAAGCCCUCCGGCGAAUCAUCCGGACGCCGGCGCCGGCGGGAGCCGCCCCGUCGAGCGUUCCCGGGCGGUUACUUCGGCAGCGCCGGUGCCCCCGCCCAUGGCUCCCGAGCUGGCGGAGGAGGCCGCCGCGAAGUUCGGCCUCGUGCGCAUGCAAGUAGCCUCGGGGUAAAGGUUAGCCAACCGCCCAGCUGCUGGGAGCAUGAAGAAGAAACUAGCUGGUUCGCAAGGCGAAAGCAGUCCUUACUCUCUUGCGCAGCGCUGGGAGCAAGAAGAAGAAACCACGCAAGGCAGCUUUUGUCUUUCUUGCCUACAUGCAGCGCAAUUUUUUUUGGUAGGCGCGCCAUGACGGCGGGAAUCGCAGCGAAACGCCCGCGAAAUCAGAGCCGAAAUUGAUUUUUGCGGAGACUUUCAACUUCCAGGUUUUUGGAAAAGCCGCAGCAAGCGGAUUAUCCGGGGGAUGGCCUAGUGGCAUUUUUUUUUUCCGUAUGGAAGCAUCUCCUCCCUCCCGGGUAUUGCAUGCCUACGUCGCAGUCCCCUCUCUUUUUUGAUGUGUGUGUGGAGAGCUACUCCGUCGUUUUUUGUUUUUUGUCCAGUUGAUUGUAGACGUUUCCCUAGGUUGUAUCGUCGUGAGUUCUCUAGUCGUGUUUCUCUUGGUCACGCACUCAAGAGUAUUUCCCAUCACAAUAGCGUCGCGUAUGGUGCUUGGUAGGGUGCGCACCUGGGAGUGUCGUCGAUGUAUGUGUGUUCGUAUUGUAACUUUCCCCUAUAUAUAAACGUCGGUGGUGUAUAGUGCACAGUUUUCGGAGUAUAUUUGUUGUUCCCUUGUGUUCCAUAUUAAAGGAGGUUGGUCAUCCCACGUAUUACACACCACGUACUGCGAACCUUUUCUGUCGGCCACGAAGUUUGUCUCAGCUUCCUAUUGCGGAUUGGACAACCAAAACUGUGGGUUUUCGAACAUAGACAGACUACUAUCUAGGUGUAUCGGUUAUGCCAGAAUUGUGUAGGGUAAUUUAAGGAACUUUUUUUUUUUUUCCCGGGAUUUCUUCGAAAAAAGUUCGGGUGGGAGCGCGGUCGGAUGGGAUGACGGUGGUAGCAGGGACAUGAUCAUGGAUCGAAUGACGCGGGAUUCACGCACUGCCGCUGGUAUGCGCAUUGCCUGCCACGAGUGUCGUCAUCUUGCCGGAACAUGUUGAACGGGUAGUUGCUACGCCUUUUUUUGGGCUGGUCGUUUUCCACAAUCAAACCAUCCGUGUGUCGG
Molecule: messenger RNA, 3694 nt
Organism: Ectocarpus siliculosus
Lineage: Eukaryota; Phaeophyceae; Ectocarpales; Ectocarpaceae
Source: the annotation of a GenBank genome assembly